ACGGCCGAGCGAGGCGGUGAGCGCGUUGCAACUGUCGGCGGGCACCGGACUAAGAGACGACGACGCCGCGGCAGAGCGGGGUUCCGCGUCGGCCGGGCGGGAGCCAUGCCGACCCUCAGUGAAAAUGUCCUGUUUGGAAUGGGAAAUCCUCUGCUUGAUAUAUGUGCAGUUGUGGACAAGGACUUCCUUGACAAGUAUGGGCUGAAACCAAAUGACCAAAUUCUGGCGGAGGAGAAGCACAAAGAACUAUUUGAAGAACUUGUGAAAAAGUUCAAAGUAGAAUAUCAUGCUGGUGGCUCUACUCAAAACUCUGUCAAAGUGGCCCAGUGGAUGAUUCAGAAUCCAUACAAAGCUGCAACUUUCUUUGGGUGCAUUGGCAAGGAUAAAUUUGGAGAAAUAUUAAAGAAGAAGGCUGAGGAAGCUCAUGUGGAUGCCCAUUACUACGAGCAGAGUGAAGAACCAACAGGAACCUGCGCUGCCUGCAUCACUAGUGAUAACAGGUCACUUGUAGCUAACCUUGCUGCUGCUAAUUGCUACAAGAAGGAAAAGCAUCUUGAUUUGGAGAAGAACUGGAAGUUGGUGGAAAAAGCCAAAGUCUAUUACAUAGCAGGAUUCUUCCUGACGGUGUCACCGGAAGCAGUAUUAAAAGUGGCUACUCAGGCUUCUGCAAACAACAAGAUCUUCAGCUUGAAUCUUUCUGCACCGUUUAUUAGUCAGUUCUACAAAGAGCCUAUGAUGAAAGUCAUGCCUUAUGUGGAUGUCCUUUUUGGAAAUGAGACGGAAGCUGCCACUUUUGCUAGAGAGCAAGGCUUUGAGACUGAAGACAUUAAAGAGAUAGCCCGUAAGACACAAGCCCUGCCAAAGGUGAACACUAAAAGGCAACGAAUUGUUAUCUUUACCCAGGGGAAAGAAGACACUGUAAUGGCUACAGAAAAUGAAGUAACUACUUUCCCUGUGUUGGUGAGUGAUCAGAGUGAAAUCGUGGAUACCAAUGGGGCUGGAGAUGCAUUUGUUGGAGAGACAUGUUAGAAAACUGGGCCUCCUGAGAAACACGUCAUUGAAAGAAAUGUGUGCAAAUGAAACAUCCCCGUCUCAAAUCCCAGAUGGGAGAACUGAAGUGAGUCUGUCACUGAGCUUGAGCCAUCAUUCAAACCCAGAGUUCUGAGUGAGCUGGGAUACUUUCAGAUGGGAAACCCAUUUCCCACCAGCACUGACCGAAGCAUAUUACCCUCACUCAGAUAAAACUCUUCCAUUUUGCUGGAAAUAAGACUGCAUCUCCUGUGCUCACUGUCAUGCAUUUCAGGCUUGCUUUCGUACCAUGUGAAGUGGAUAGCAAUGCUGCUGAGGUCAAUGGGCAAGUUAUUAACGCUAAAAAGCAUUAAUAACAACAAAGCAACAUGCUGAAGAACUGGGAAGAAAAGCUGAGAAUCGGGAAAUAAAGGUAAUCUUUCCAUUUCUACAAGUGACUCACUUGUUAUUUUGGGCAGAUCUCUUUCCUCUCUGAAUCUCUCUCUGCAAAGAAGACGGUAAGCUCAGAAAGGUGGCAAACUCGGGAUGAAGGUGGUAAGAAUUCAAAUAUGACAGUAUGAGCCACAUCUCAGCCUGUUCUCACUGCUGAUCUUUUAGUUUUCCCUUUUGUAAACAAAUGUCUAUUUGUUUAUCCUUAAAAUAGUGCUGGCUGCUAAUGCUUGUUUGAGGGUUAAGACAGGGAAGGAAAAGGAGAGAAAGGAAAGGACAAAAGCUUUGCUGUCAAAUGUGCUACAUGAAAAUGACAAUAGAAAUGCACACUGUUUUAAGAUGACAAGUCUAGGAACAAUCUUUAAUUUAAAGGUUCUUAUCCACAGUUUUCAUAAAGAAAUGUUAAUUAAAAGUGCAAUGACAUGUUUGGGACUUAAACGAAAUCAUUCUGCGGAGGAUUUAUAGCAAUCACAGCUCCAGAGCAUUAGGAUUACAGAUCCUUGUGCUGUUCCUUUUCAGUGAUCAUGUGAUUGGCCUGUUGUUAAAUAUAGCUCCCAUUUAGUGAAUCGAGACAGGCAUGGGAAAGGUAGGGAUAGUUUCCCUCUAACCAGCGGGAUUUCGGAGGUGUUGGAGAUUAUACAAUUCAUUAGCUUUAGCAUAAGAUCAAAGGGAGAGGGGAAGUCUUAAUUUGGGCACCAGCUGCUACUGUCUGAAAGUCUUGCAGCUUAAAUGAAAAGUGAACGUGUGCAGUGCUAACUGCUUGUAUUAGAGCGCGAGCCUAUUGUUUUAUAUCUCACUAACUCAUUGUUCUCUUCCUGCAGAUAAUUCUCACACUUAAGACCUUCUGAGAUAGUUAUGUCUAUUGUGAAUAGUUCAGCAACCAACUGGCUCAGAGGUUAUUGCCUAAGCAUCUUUCCCUCGCUCUAAUCCCCUGCAAGGUUUUUUCUGAGCAGUGUUGUUAAUCUAAAAUGACUGCUAACUGACUCCUGUGUCAAACAUUAUUCAUUAUGCACUUUAAAUGCUUCCUGCAGAGGCCAAAAUAAAUUUUGCUUUUUUAAGAGCAGACCACAAGGAGUGCCUACGUAGGAUAUUUCUUAAAAGAUUAGACUAGAAAUGGCAGUUAAGAUGUUGGGGGGAAUAAACGGCGCUCAGAACAAAGCUUCACAGUUUAACCAGGGAUAAACUUCAGUUACCAAAACCUACUUUCAUAUACAUCUAUCUAUAACCUGUUCCUGCAGGAAGAGCUCACCCUUGCAGGGUGGGAGAAAUACCUUUAUAGAGGGAUGCUAUAAGGUGCUUUAUUAGAAAAUGAGGGCCAAAUAAACAAAAAUGUAAAAAGCAGUAAUUCUCCCGUAUCUUGGUUGUGGGCUUUUUUUUCAGGUGUCACUGGUGUUGGCAUAAAGGGAGAGGGUUUUUUUGUGUCAAUGGCACUGACAGGCCUUGCAUGCAUAAUGACAGCAUAGGAAGAGACAGACAGAUAGAUUUGAAUAGCAAUAAGGUGGGUUUUCUUCCAGUGUGAAAAGAGCAUGGGAUUCGUGUGUACUGAGAUGAAGUAUAGCCUUCCUGCACAGUGCAAAUAUUUAAUGCUCUUCUAACUAUCCCCAGGUUAUUGGAGUGUAACAGUUAAUAGCCAUCAGCUGCCAAACCUAGUGAGCAGUUUGGGUGCCUAAAAAGAAAAUGAAAAGUUAAAAAAUGGAGCCAAGUCAGACUAGAAACCCACAAAUCAUAAAUGUGCUAUAGCUUAGCAGGCAGAUCAUCUCCAAAGUUCAGAGCAGCGUCGACCUGAGCUGCUGCUUAUCAAAUGAGAGAAGGAUCGAGUAACAUCUGUCUUCCAGUCUGAGCUUUGCCAUGUACUCACAGGCAAGCUUUGGCUGGACCUUCUGCUUUCCAGGCCCUGUUACUUCCCACUGAUAAUUUUAAGGAGAUUGAGUAUGGCCUGAAAUGAAGAAAAGCAAAGCAUUAUCACUAUUCUGUAUCAAAUAUCUCAAGGCAGUGAUGCAACAUAAAUGCAUAGAAAAAUGGAAGGGCUCCUGAAUUGAGUUUGAGAGAAAUCCUGUGCUUGGAAGUUCUCUGUAUCUGCAGUGCUGUAGAUAUGGAGACGUUAACACUGGCGUAAGAUAUUUCACUUAAAGCUUUAAGUAUUACUGUGGAAUUAUAAGAGCAUAUAAGAGUAUUUCAAAGAAUGGAUUCAGCUUGAAAAUCACCCCUCUUUCUCUACGUAUUUUUCUUAGUAAUGCUAGAAGUAGUAAUUCACUGUAAUUAAAAAUUGCUCUGUUUUGAAGGUACCUGCUAUUUUGGGAAAAGGCCUUGGGAAUCCCCUCUGCCCCUAUGUAUCUGCUGGCAGUUCUCAUCACAUAACUGGCAGCAGAGCAGCCCCUGCUCUCAGGCUUCCUCCAGAGGACAGGUCAGAUCACGGAGCAGAGCAGCUCCUCCCAAAGUAGCUGGUGGAUACCUCUUGGCCUGGGGAGCAGACAGGAAGGGGCCACCUGCUCCGAGGCCACCAACAACCUAAAGCAGGAGCUCUUCUCACCAUUUCCCCUUGGUUCAUGUGUCAUUUUCAUGGAAAUGCAAGUGGAGUAUAAAUGAAAUUACUGAUCCCACUUGGAGAUACCUUUUCAGGGUUAUGACCUAUUGGUGGAACUAUUAAUGGCAUUCAAAUAACUUGCAGAUAACUUGCAUAAUUUCAUAGAAUCAUGGAGUACCAGAAUAUCCCGAUUCAAAAGGGACCCAUGUGGGUCAUCAAAACCAACUCCUGGCUCUGCACAGCAACACCCAAAAUUCAAACCCUAUGUCUGAGAGUGUUGCCCAGAUGCUACUUGGCCUCCAGCAGACUUUGUGCUGUGACCAUUGGCUGGAGGAGCCUCUUCAGUUUCUGUGGCUCUUCCGUAACUCUCUCACAUGGAUAGACCUAUUUUAGUCUGACCUGUCCUAAAGCAUAGCCAGCUGCUCUGGCUGUCCUGCAGGGUAAGGACAAAGCAGUUUUCUAUUCAUGUCCCAAGGUCAGUACAAAAACAAACACAUUUUAUAUCUGAUAGCAAAAAGCAUUCAUCAGUGCAACUUUUUCAUUCUGUAAAUGGCCACAGAUUUCACAAGGUGAUCACCCUGGAUUUAGGGAAGGCUGUGCUCCAGAUAUGUAGUGACUUGGAUGUAUUAUGAAUAUGCACAUGACACAUUUCAUUGCCUACAAUUAGCAGUAAACAGCCUUUUGAGGCUUGAAGUUUGUUAUGCGCCACAGUGUUACAGGACAAAGCAAGUUCACUCUCAAGAAACAAGAUUUUUUAGCAUACAGCCUGGCAAAUUUAGCCUGGGAAAUGAAGAAACUUAUUCAGGAUGACUUGUCAUAGUACAUUUACUAUAGAAAUCUAUGCCAGCUCAGAAGUUACCACUUUACCCCCCAGCAGCAGCAGUUUUAAUUGGGCCACAGAAGGAGUCUUGCAGAGGUGGAAGGUAUUUGGGUUUCCCUGAGGCUCAGAGUUCUUCCCUGAAAGGAAGCCUCACAUCUUGUUGGCUCCAAGUAAAAGGAUAAAUUGUAGUGUGCUUGAGUAUUAAGUUGUACAACAUCAGCUGCAGAUUUGCAGUUUGGGUUGAUGUGCUAAAGUACGGUAUCCUGCUGAACAUCCUUUGUGUGAUAUAUCUGCCUACCUCUGCCUUGACAGUGUUUGCUUCUCCCUCUUGAUCCUGCCUGUAAAGUCACAAGUAGUAUGUUUCAUUUAUCCCAACCGUGUACCUUUUUCCUAAUGACCUCAUUUUUCUAAAACAGAGGAAGAUGGGGCAGUAAUGGGGAGGACAUUUGUUCUGUAUUCCUGUACAUACCUUCUCCCAAGACUCUCUCACUCUACACUGACAUGACGGUGGAAUUAAAGAAGUAUUUCUUCAUAAAAAGGCAAGUGAGGUUUUUAAUGAUGCAUUGUUACCUAUGGCUCUUUCCAUGUUUCAUGCUGUAGUGAGAUAUCGACUCUGUGCUAAACCAGCAGGCAGCCCUACCAGAGGGCUAGCCUCUUUUUCUUCAAUUGGCUUUGAUCCUUGUUCUUUAAUUUUCCUUGGACAGAUCCUGCCCAUGUACUAUCGCUAGUCCAUUCUGAUGCUGAUACUGAAUGGGAUCAGAGCACAGGGCAUGUAACAUUACAGCCCCAUAUUACACCAGAUAGAAUUUAGUAGUUUACAGAGCAGCAAGGAUCAUAAGGUUUACUUACUCUCCAAACACUACUGGCAAAAGGAAAACAGACAUAAAUGUGUGUUGCACAGAUACCUUGCCUCUCAGUUCUGCUCAUUUAGCUCAGCUUAAUGAUUCCUUUUGGCUGCCUCUUCCCUUCCAAGCCAUAGCUGUGAAUAUUCAUCUUUCAAGUAAAGCGCCAUGGAAGUGGGCCUUCUUACAGGACUCUUGCCGGCUGCCACUCCUGCUGACAAAGAAGAUUGCAAGAAGAAUUUGAAUAAAGGACAAACGUCACAUAUGCUGUGUGCUAUGGAGGACAAAUGCUGAAUACAAAAUAUGUUUAAUUGCUGAGUUAAUUAUCUCA
Gallus gallus (chicken) is the source of this 5975-nucleotide messenger RNA. It is a transcript of the gene ADK, whose product is annotated as adenosine kinase. Lineage: Eukaryota; Metazoa; Chordata; Aves; Galliformes; Phasianidae. Gene Ontology annotation, biological process: purine ribonucleoside salvage. Bases 106 to 1029 code for a protein of 307 amino acids. Gene Ontology annotation, molecular function: adenosine kinase activity. Gene Ontology annotation, cellular component: nucleus; cytosol. The transcript is spliced from 11 exons. The record is from RefSeq and is a predicted model, not a curated record.